GUUAGCCACUAAACACACUUUUAAAAGUGCAGGGAAGUGAAGAGAAGAAGCUAGAGCUGGAGAUAGAUAAUAAUUCUAGAUGUAACUGGAAAUUGGGUAGAGUUUGACACAACUUGCUUGCAUUUCCGUCUGAUCCUGCAUCAGGUAUUUGCUCUAGUUUUCGGCAAGCAAGUUCGCAAUUGAUUCUUCUGCUGCUAUAAAAAAAAUGCGAAAUUACGAUGAAAUUACCGCUUUUCUUGGGGGAUGGGGACCGUACCAGAGGCUUAUCUUCUUCCUUUUGAGUGCCAGCAUCUUUCCCAACGGUUUCUCGGGAUUGUCCAUAGUUUUCAUCGGGGGUAUUCCAGAGUAUCGCUGCUCAAUUCCUGGGAAUCUUAAUCUGAGCGAACCGUGGAAGAACAAGACGAUCCCUCUGGUUCGAAAAGGAGCCGAACUCCAGUACUGCAAAUGCAGACGGUACCGGCUAGACGUGAUAAAGAACCUUUCGGAGACAUUUCCCGACCCAGAUUUCUUAAAUUUUUCGGAGAUUGAAAGAGAACCCUGUCUGGAUGGAUGGGAGUACAGUAAGGAGCAGUAUAUCUCCACCAUCGUCUCCGAGUGGGACUUGGUAUGUAACGAAGAUUGGAAAGCCCCAUUUUCUACGUCGCUGUUCUUCAUAGGAGUGCUGCUUGGUUCCUUUAUAUCUGGACAGUUAUCUGACAAGUUUGGGAGAAAGAUAAUUCUAUUUGGAACGAUGGCUGUACAGUGUGUAUUCAGCAUUCUUCAAGUGUUCUCUCCGAACUGGGAAGUAUUCUGCCUUCUUAAUUUCCUUGUAGGUCUGGGGCAAAUAUCAAACUACGUAGCUGCUUUUGUUCUUGGAUCAGAAAUUCUUGGAAAAUCCAUUCGGGUUAUAUACUGUACAUUGGGAGUGUGCAUUUCUUAUGCUAUUGGCUACAUGUUGCUCCCUUUGUUUGCAUACUUUAUAAGAAGUUGGCGGAUGUUGCUUUUGGCUCUUUCUCUCUCCGGCCUGAUAUACAUUCCGUUGUGGUGGUUUAUUCCUGAAUCUCCACGCUGGCUGAUAACAAAGGGAAGGGUAAAGGAGGCAGAAGAAAUACUCCGAUUUAUUGCAAAGAAAAAUGGUGUCACUGCACCAGAGGUGCUCUUCAGUGAUCUUGAGCUUGAAGAUAUGAGGGCUAAAAGUGAACAGUCUUACGCAAUUAUCCAUUUGGUUAGAACUUGUAAUAUCCGAGCCGUCACUAUCAUCAACAUUCUGAUGUGGAUGAUUUUAACAGCUGGAUAUUUUGGCCUGUCCUUGAACACUCCCAAUCUUCAUGGUGAUGACUAUUUGAACUGUUUCUUCUCUGCUGCCAUUGAAGUUCCUGCCUACACAGCAGCCUGGUUUUUUCUUCAGAGGUGUUCACGUAGGUUCACCCUUUCGAGUGCACUUCUUUUUGGAGGAGUUGUCCUUCUACUCAUCCAGUUUGUGCCUUCAGAUAUUUCAGUACUUACCACUGUGCUGGUGAUGAGUGGAAAACUUGCAACUACAUGUGGCUUUUCCAUGAUUUAUGUCUACACAGCUGAGCUGUAUCCAACAGCAGUAAGAAAUAUGGGUGUUGGAGUGUGCUCAAUGGCCAGCAGGAUGGGCAGCAUUGUUUCACCUUAUAUUUUUUAUCUUGGUGUUCAUCAUAAGUUUUUGCCUUUUACUCUAAUGGGAAUUUUAACAGCAUUAUCAGGAAUUCUUGCUUUGUUUCUGCCUGAAACAUUCAAUCUUCCUCUCCCAGACACCAUUGAACAGAUGCAAAAAAUCAAGGGAUUCAAAUGUAGAGGUAUGCAUAAAAAUCACUACCAUUUUGAUAAGGAAGGAAAACUUGAACGUAAUGGUCAAAAAAAGGAGGAAAAUGAACCCAGUAACUGAUCUACAGUGAUACAGAAUGAACAAUCAAUCACUUUCCCCAGUUUAUAUCACAUUAUCAUCUAUUGAAAUAUAUGUAACAAUGCAACCAAAAUACUCAGGGACAUAUCAACAGAAUAUUGUACAAUUUAGAUUUCUUAAACUUGCACAAUUUUAAAAUAGAAAACUCACAAUUUGGGCAGAAAUGCUUUAUUGAGUUGAUCUUGAUAUUUAAAUAAUGAAUCAAUGAAACAUGCCAGCUGCUCAGAUACCUACAGUUUAGAGGCUGGCAUUUUUAAUACUAGCUGCCAGAUUGAGGGUGCCAAGGGUAUACUGACAUAACUCAACAGGAUGAGGUCACUCAGUAUAAAUUGGUCUCAAUCACCAGCAAAGUAGGUGCUAGAACCACUCCUGUGGACUCCACAAAAAUAAAGGGGAAGUUACCAUGGCUGAAAUUUACCAGGUCUUAUCUCACUUAGGAUUGUUCAGUGAGCCUAAAAAGCAGUCAUGUUCUUAUGCUCCCAAUUUAUCUAUUAGAAACAGCCUACUGCUGAAAACUAAUGAGAGAUUUGAGUGCUUAAUUGUAGGCCCCUUUGAAAAUUCAAGCCUUUUCAUUGGUAUUAAUAGGACAGUAAUAAUCCCAAUCUCCAUUUGAGAACAUAAUUAUCACCUUAAUGCCAUCAGUUGAAGUGAAAUUGACCCAUACGCAUUACAUUCUUUAGUUUCUCUUCAAAGAGAGAAAUUUUACCAUGAGCCAAACAAUUGUAGUUGAUACAAGAUCACAAGACAAGGGAGCAGAAGUAGGCCAUUCGGCCCAUCGGGUCUGCUCCAAAGAAAAGAAAGGGAAAAAGAAAAAGAAAAAAGAAAUGAGAAAUGGGAGAAUGUCCAUGAGAGAAAAAAAAUAUUCCUUUCUAGCCCCAAUUUCUGGCCUUAUCCCCAUAUCCCUUGAUACCUUGACUAAUUAGAUAACUAUCUAUCUCCCCCUUAAACACCUCCAAUGAUCGGGCCUCCACUGCUGUUCGUGGCAAAGAAUUCCAUAAAUUCACUACCCUCUGGCUAAAGAAAUUUCUCCUCAACUCUGUUUUAAACCUGUACCCUCUAAUUCUAAGAUUGUGCCCUCUGGUCCUGGACUCACCCGCCAAGGGAAACAGCUUGGUCACAUCUACUCUGUCCAGUCCUUUCAACAUUCUAAAUGUCUCUAUGAGGUCCCCUCUCAUUCUACUGUACUCCAGUGAGUACAGUCCAAGAGCCGACAAACGCUCAUCAUAUGUAAGCCCUUUCAUUCCGGGAAUCAUCCUCGUAAAUCUCCUCUGAACCCUCUCCAAGAUCAGCACAUCCUUCCUAAGAUAUGGGGCCUAAAACUGCAAACAGUAUUCCAAAUGAGGCCUCACUAAGUGCCCCGUAGAGCCUCAUCAACACCUCCCUACUUUUAUACACGAUACCUCUCGAAAUGAAUGCCAACAUAACAUUCGCUUUCCUUACUGCCGAUCCGACCUGGUGGUUAACCUUUAGGGUAUCCUGCACAAGUACCCCCAAGUCCCUUUGUACUUCUGUACUUUGAAUUUUUGCCCCUUCUAGAUAAUAAUCUGCCCAUUUAUUUCUGUUUACAAACUGUACAAUGGCACAUUUCUCAACAUUGAAUCUCAUCUGCCAUUUCCUUGCCCAUUCUCCUAAACUAUCUAGGUCUCUCUGUAACCUUCCUGUCUCCUCAAUGCUCCCUACUCCUCCACCUACCUUGGUGUCGUCUGCAAACUUAGCCACAAAACCAUUUACUCCAUCAUCCAAAUUGUUAAUGUACAAAGUAAAAAGAAGCGGCCCCAACACCGACCCUUGCGGAACACCACUAGUAACCGGUAGCCAACUAGAACAGGAUCCUUUUAUUCCGACCCUUUGCUUUCUGCCUACCAGCCAAUGCUCCAUCCAUACUGUUAUCAAUACUGUUUUCGACUGGUGAAGGAUGUUGCUCCUACUCCACUCCUCCAGCUGAAAUUCCAAUUCUUAUUGCUGAAAUAAAAUGGGAAAUACAUCAUUUGGUCAAAUACAUGGAGAAAAGUUAUGAAAACAAAUAAUUGUAAAUAAGGAUGUUUUUCUGCAUUUAGCAGGAAAAAAAAGGAUUGAUAAAGUAAUCCUGAUUGAAGUAGUAUUUAGAGAUAAUGGCUUAACAAUGAAGCAGUAUUAGAAUAUUUUGCACAUGGAAUAAAUAGCAAAUUUGCAUUUAGGAUGAAUGAACACAAGUCAAACUCAAGAACAGGGUUUCCCAGAGUCACAGUAUAAAAGAUAUAUCUGCAGGAUACAGGGAACUUAGAUUUGUAAAGCUUUGUGUAUUUAUUGUGUGGGGAUGUGGGUGGCAGUCAGAAAGUUAUCUCAACUGUGCUGGGAUUGUUGUGUGGGGAGCCAGAGGAAGGAUCUGGGAGGGUUGGCAUUUGGUCAAGUGGUUGAGAUGAAAUUGGGCAGAUGGUGAGGAGAUGGUCAGACAGUUGAUUGAAGGACUUGGGCACACGAAUAGGGAUGGGUGGAUGAUAGUAUUGGCAUUAAGAGGUUAAAAUAUAAAGCAUUUGCUGGUCAGGGUUCAUAGAGGCGAUAAGUCUGGAAGUGAAUACACAGUAAGAAAUGUUUGGACCUGUCCUCUAGAAGAUGAUAUGGUUAUUCCUGUAAUCAUUGCAAAACUGAUUGAAAAUUGUGAAUGCAGAUACUAAUGACAUUCACUUCAGUUCAAUGGCACUUUUUACUGAACUCAAACAGUAUCAUUUGAUUUUUUUUUAUUUUGUAGUAUGGUUAUUAAUUCUACUUUUAGGGACUAAUGAGUGUGAGUAAUGUAGUUGAAAUGGUGGAAUUUGGCUGCUCAUGUAAAUGAUAAUAAAUUACAGGAUUUAAAUGUGAAUUAUGAUAUUCAAAUCUCUUUCAUUUGAUACUAACUUACUUUAUUUUUUCAUUCACAAACUAUAAGCAUCGUUGGUGAGGCUGGUAUUUAUUGACCAUUCCUUCUUCCCCUGAAUUGGUUGUUAGACCAUCUUUA
Pristis pectinata (smalltooth sawfish) is the source of this 4883-nucleotide messenger RNA. Its product is annotated as solute carrier family 22 member 5-like. The transcript is spliced from 10 exons. Gene Ontology annotation, molecular function: transmembrane transporter activity. Gene Ontology annotation, biological process: transmembrane transport. The record is from RefSeq and is a predicted model, not a curated record. NCBI's taxonomy places the organism in Eukaryota, Metazoa, Chordata, Chondrichthyes, Rhinopristiformes, Pristidae. Gene Ontology annotation, cellular component: membrane. The coding region runs from base 206 to 1891 and encodes 561 amino acids.